GAUGGCCGGGCGAGAGUGUCACUACGCAAAGGGCAGAUGUUAAGUUUGACAAAAAAGAGAGAGUAGACUGUCUUGUUGACUUAUAGUGACUUUAAAGAUUAGCGUUUUUGUCUGCCUGGGCAGUGUCUUCAGUACAAGGCUAGUGGGUGUGACUCCCUCCCCCCUCCCCUCUCCGGUUGGUUGACGGAGGUUGUCAAGCUCCCUAGCUGUAGCCUGCGUUCGGGAAGGGCUGCUCCUCGGAAAACUAACGCUAGCUGGCUAGCUAGUUAGAAAGCUAGCGUUGUGGUGUUCGUUGAUGCGUGGAUCGGAGGUAUACGCCGUCUUGUUUUCCAGUCAAUGCCAAAACGCAAAAACAAACGCAAAUUGAAUCAGAUCAACAAGUGCCCCAGUAGCUGGAGUAAGGUAAUUGAAAAAGCAGGCUAAAAUGAGUGAACUGGACCAGUUACGCCAAGAGGCAGAGCAGCUCAAAAAUCAGAUCAGAGAUGCCAGGAAAGCAUGCGCAGAUGCCACACUAUCACAGAUCACAGCUAAUAUUGACCCCGUUGGACGAAUCCAGAUGCGUACAAGACGAACGCUGCGGGGUCAUUUGGCUAAAAUCUAUGCCAUGCAUUGGGGAACAGAUUCCAGGCUCUUGGUCAGUGCCUCUCAAGAUGGCAAACUCAUUAUUUGGGACAGCUAUACCACAAAUAAGGUUCACGCCAUUCCUCUUCGAUCUUCCUGGGUCAUGACUUGCGCAUAUGCACCUUCAGGAAAUUAUGUGGCCUGUGGUGGCUUAGACAACAUCUGCUCCAUUUACAACCUGAAAACACGUGAGGGGAAUGUACGUGUGAGCCGUGAGCUUGCUGGACAUACAGGAUACCUGUCCUGUUGUCGCUUUCUUGAUGACAACCAGAUUGUUACAAGCUCUGGAGAUACCACUUGUGCACUUUGGGACAUUGAGACUGGCCAGCAGACAACCACAUUUGCUGGACACACAGGUGAUGUCAUGAGCCUGUCAUUGGCCCCUGACUCACGGUUAUUCGUCUCUGGUGCUUGUGAUGCCUCUGCUAAACUCUGGGAUGUUCGAGAGGGCAUGUGCAGACAGACAUUUACCGGCCAUGAGUCUGACAUCAAUGCCAUCUGUUUCUUCCCUAAUGGCAAUGCCUUUGCCACGGGCUCCGAUGAUGCCACCUGCAGGCUGUUCGAUCUGCGUGCUGAUCAGGAAUUAAUGAUCUACUCUCAUGACAAUAUCAUAUGUGGCAUCACCUCUGUUGCAUUCUCAAAGAGUGGCCGUCUUCUCCUGGCGGGAUAUGAUGACUUCAACUGCAACGUGUGGGACACACUAAAAGCUGACCGUGCUGGUGUGUUGGCUGGACAUGACAACCGUGUUAGCUGCCUGGGAGUUACUGAUGAUGGCAUGGCAGUUGCAACGGGAUCCUGGGACAGUUUUCUGAAGAUCUGGAAUUGAAGUCUGAAGAUGUUCUUUUAACUCCAAAGUUGACUGGAAGACCAUUACAACUUCAGAAUGUUCACAGCAUCUUCUUCAACACUGUUUAAACUGACUUGGACACCACAAAAACGAAGGGAAACCAAUGCCUUUCCUACACAAAGAAGAGCACAAUUGUUUAUCACCUAGUUAAGAAAGGAUCUCCUGUGGUAUCAAAUCAGAAACUUGCGCAUUCCUUCUUGGACCAUUUUAUGUUACCUUGAAAGAGAAAACAACACUAUCAUCCCAUGCAAAUGUGUGUGUCUUGAAAGCAAAUGUUGGAGUGUAAUUGUACAAAUUAUUUAACUUUUUUUUUUUUUUUUUUUUUUUUUUUUUUUUUUUU
This is a messenger RNA of Seriola dumerili (greater amberjack), 1808 nucleotides long. It is a transcript of the gene gnb1b, whose product is annotated as guanine nucleotide-binding protein G(I)/G(S)/G(T) subunit beta-1-like. Gene Ontology annotation, molecular function: signaling receptor complex adaptor activity; protein binding. Gene Ontology annotation, cellular component: cytoplasm; heterotrimeric G-protein complex. NCBI's taxonomy places the organism in Eukaryota, Metazoa, Chordata, Actinopteri, Carangiformes, Carangidae. Gene Ontology annotation, biological process: G protein-coupled receptor signaling pathway. The record is from RefSeq and is a predicted model, not a curated record. The transcript has 11 exons. Bases 425 to 1447 code for a protein of 340 amino acids.